UCGAUCUCAUUCGGCAACCCUGACGUUUUACAAUAUAUUAGUCAUAAAAUUUUUUCUAGAUCAGGGUGAUCACUAGAUUAUUCUAACGGCAAGAUGAGUGAAAAGCAUUUUGGAUCACACUUGAAGACCAGCGAAAAGGUGCUGAAAUCAGUAGUGAAACUGUUUGUUCAGAUUUCAACUCCUAACUAUAGUAUGCCAUGGCAGAUGAAGCGACAACAGCAGGUCUUUGGAUCAGGGUUUGUGAUUUCUGGAAGGAGAAUUCUCACCAAUGGACAUGUAGUAGCCUAUCAGAAGUCUGUGCGAGUUCGUAAGCAUGGAGAUGCUAAGAAGUACAAUGCCCAUGUGAUUCAUGUUGGCCAUGAGUGUGAUAUUGCCAUGCUGGGUGUAGUAGAUGAAACCUUCUGGGAGGACCUAUGUCCUCUGGAAUUUGGUGAGAUACCUGCCCUUGAAGAGGAUGUGGUUUGCGUUGGUUUUCCAACUGGUGGAGAUAAUAUAAGUGUCACACGAGGAGUUGUCUCCAGAGUGGAAAUUCAACGUUAUGCACACUCUGCUGUUGAACUUCUAGCAAUUCAGAUUGAUGCAGCAAUAAACAGUGGUAACAGUGGUGGACCUGCCCUUCAGGAUGACAAAGUGAUUGGAAUCGCUUUUGAAACACUGGAUAAUGCAGAAAACAUUGGAUACAUUAUACCUGUAACAGUAAUAAAACAUUUCCUGGGGGAUAUUGAGAAAAGCAGUACAUAUAAUGGUUUCUGCCGACUGGGAAUCAAAUGGCAGCCAAUUGAAAGUGAGCACAUGCGGCACUACUUUCAGCUGUCAGCAGAACAGACAGGGGUCCUUGUUACCAAGGUCCUUCCUUUGUUCAGCUGCAGCAGUGUGCUGAAACGAGGUGACGUCCUUAUGGCAGUGGAUGAAGAAGUGAUUGCAGACAAUGGAACAGUUCAUUUUCGCGGUAAUGAACGUAUUCUCUUUGACUACAAAUUGUCACAAAUGUUUAUUGGUGAAAUCUGCAAACUGAAGAUUCUAAGGCAAGGUCACGUCAUACAGGUUGAGGUGACACUGGAUCUCAUCACAUCACUUGUACCAACCCAGCUUUAUGACAAAAGACCAAGUUACCUCGUGUACGCUGGCCUCGUGUUUGUGUCUCUCUCCCAACCCUACAUGCAACAUCAGUACGGAAAAGACUGGGCACGAAAGGCACCCAUAAGGCUCUGCGAUCGUGUUCUUUACGGUAUUUUGAAUCAAACGGGGCAGGAAGUCAUUUUGCUUAGUCAGGUUCUCGCAUCGGAGCUAACAACAGGCUACGAGACAAUGGCGAAUUUGCAGCUUUUCAAAGUUAAUGGGAGACCAAUUCUGAAUCUAAAGCAUCUUGCAUCUGUUCUUGAUGAAAUCACCAAACCUUUCAGCAAACCACAAGACUCACAAGCGAAAGGCGAAACAACGGUCAGAACUGUGACAUCAGAAAGCUCUGUGGAGGACAACAGCAACACAAAGCAGGGCGAAUUAACUGUUAAGAGUUGUGAAAUACACAAACGCCAUAAUGACAAUAUAGUCCCUUUAAAAGAAAUCACAACUAUUGACGAUACGGAUGGUCGGUCAUGCGCCAAGCUUAAAACUUUAGAGGACGUCAAGAAAAACAGUGAGAGGGGAAGUAGUGUCUGUGAAAUUGACGUCCAUCCUAUGUCACUUUACCGGACAACGUCCAAAGGAUGCAGAAAACAAGAUUUCACUCAAACUGAUUUACGUUCCUCAGACGCCUUGUAUUUAUCGACGACACAAGCGACCGAUAUGACUUCUGGUGUGGAUGACGAUCCUACCCUUCUAAACAGAGAAGAUUUCGUGCAUUUUGAGCUCGAUAAGGAUAAAAUAAUUGUGUUACAUAUUCCAACUGCUUAUAACAGUGCACCAGAAAUACUACAACAAUACGCAAUAGGUCAAUCUCGAUCUAAUGACUUGCCUCCACCACCUUAAUUUCACGUGCUGAACACGUGAAUAUGGGAGGUCACGAACUCUGCUACACCUUCUGUGAUGUAAAGCAUUGCAGAACUCAGCCCCUUUAAUAAAGUGUAACCUUAUCUUGGUUGCCUAACUCUGUCCUGUACCAAAGGAGAGUCGAAAAUCUUUUUAAAUCCUACCCGAUUUUGAAGUCUCGAAAACUUUUCAGAAUUCAAAUUUUUAAAAGAACGUUUGGUAUAUAAAAUGACAGUGUGCCGAGUGCAGUGUUUGAUCAUUGACCAGUUACAUUGUUAAAUUGAUAUUGACAUUUUACGUUUUCGUCUUUGGAUAGCACGAUACAAACGUAGGAUAACACUCAACGUAUUAUCGAGUACGGAGCUGGAUCUCCAUUACUGAUAAAUGAAAAAAGAAUGCAACAUUACUCCCGAACUUUACUGGUCAUGUUGAAAAGGGCAAGACUCAUUUCUGAUAUAAUUUCUUAUUUUGUGAGUUGUGAAAACGCAAAGUAAGAGGAUGUUAAAAUCUCUAUUAAGCAACUGGAAGGGAAUAAGCGAGGACAGAAUGAUUAAAUGUAACAAAAAAUAAUUAGUUUUUGUUAACAUGUAUAUUUAUAAGUAAGAUGUGCAUUUCAUUUCUUAUAUCUUUAACAGUAGAGUUUUUCACUCCGCUUCAUAGGUCUUCAUAUACUUAGUAUGAAAUGGGUGAGGGUGAAUGACUUUUUAUUCUUUUGUCAGUUCCAUAGUUUCUUUUGUUUUUUUUUAAUCAUCCCGUAUGAAAGAAGGUGAAGUUGAGUAAAAUUGUGGGCGCCAGCUACUCGAAGAGACCUGGGGACGAUCAGAGUUUGGAGUUAAAUUAAAUAUCUUAGUAACGUACAACGAUGACUGGUUCUGUGAACAAAUGUAUGGGAAAUUUAAAAGCUAAACUUAUUAUUGAGAUAGGAAAAUUUUCCUAUCAUGCAAUAAAUCAUUUUCCUUUAAAUACCGCACCCAAUGUCUAGAGCAGUAUGGAACUCUUAGCUCUUUACUACUUUCUCAUAAUGCUUGAAUUUCAAAAGGCGUGUUCGGAUGUGUUUCGUCCUUCACGACCUAACGGGGAGUUUACACGUGUUUCCAAUUUCUACUCCCCCCCUC
Messenger RNA from Stylophora pistillata, 3083 nucleotides. RefSeq lists its product as uncharacterized. Gene Ontology annotation, molecular function: serine-type endopeptidase activity; protein binding. Lineage: Eukaryota; Metazoa; Cnidaria; Anthozoa; Scleractinia; Pocilloporidae. Gene Ontology annotation, biological process: proteolysis. The record is from RefSeq and is a predicted model, not a curated record.